AAUCAGUCUUUUGAAUCUUUUCUUGCGGAACAAAAUCUGAUCCGAUUUUAGCUUAUAAAUACAUAAAUCGUGUAAAAUGUGUUAAAAUGUGUACCUGGGAAGACAGUUGAAGUAAAAAUCUCAAGAAAGAUGGGUGAUUGGAUGCUAAACGAGGGGCCGAAAUGGGCUUUUUUGUUUAUCUGGUUUGGAACAAAUAUUGGAGUUUUCACUGGUUUCUUUCUAAAGUUCUACAAUGGAGCACAGUAUUACUACCUCAAUCAAAUAUUAGGGCUGGCCCUGCCAUUUGCGCGAGGAUCUGCAGCGUGUCUUAACCUUAACUGUAUGCUGAUCUUGUUCCCAGUGUGUAGGAACCUCCUCUCAUUCAUUAGAGGCUCCUGUAAUUGCUGUAGAAUAAUUUGCCGAAGAAAUGUACGACGUCAAAUGGACAAGAAUAUUACAUUCCACAAAGCGUUGGCGUACAUGAUCAUCUUUCAUACAGCUGUACAUAUCAUUGCACAUUGCUUCAACUUGGAGUUCUUCAUGCAGGCAUGGGAUAGUCCAAACAACCAAACCAGGGGAUUACUUUCCACUUUAAGUACACAAGAGGACCCCUGGCUCAACCCCAUUAGAGACCCAAAUACGAACACUACAGUAGAGCUGCUCAAGUUUGUACCUGGGAUCACUGGUGUUAUUAUUACAUUGUCUCUAAUUGUCAUCUAUACAUCAUCAACUGAAGUAAUAAGACGUUCCUACUUUGAGGUUUUCUGGUUCACACAUCAUUUAUUUGCAGUAUUUUUUAUUGGGCUUGUCAUCCAUGGGGUUCAAGGUGUUGUGAGAAGUCAAACCAACAUAGAUCUACACGACCCUGUGUUAUGUGCAACGCAGUACCUACAAUGGGGACCAACUAACCCAGAGUGUCCAGUUCCUCAGUUUGCUGGAGGGCCAGCCCAGACUUGGCAAUGGGUUAUAGUUCCCAUGGUGUUCUAUAUGAUUGAGAGAGGUAUACGCUUCUACAGAAGUCAGCAGAAGAUUGUCAUCACAAAGGUUGUGAAACAUCCAUCAAAAGUACUUGAAUUACAAAUGAAAAGGAAAGGUUUCAAGAUGGAGGCAGGACAGUACAUAUUCUUACACUGCCCAAGUAUUUCUAGACUAGAGUGGCACCCAUUUACUCUAACAUCUUCACCAGAAGAAGACUACUUUAGUGUGCAUAUUCGUACUGUUGGUGACUGGACGAAUGCGCUGGCCAAGAUGUGCCACGCAGAUGAGAAGGAAUUCCAAGAAGCGUGGAAACUUCCCGCAGUAGCAGCGGAUGGGCCAUUUGGUACAGCUAGUGAGGACGUGUUCCAAUAUCAAGUUGACAUCUGUGUAGCCGCAGGAAUUGGAGUGACACCUUUUGCUUCAGUUCUGAAACAUGUUUGGUACCAGUACAAUAAUCCAAACUUUGAGACAAAACUGCGUAAAGUUCAUUUCUUCUGGAUUUGCCCCGAUACAAAUGCUUUCGAGUGGUUCUCUGACCUGCUCCAUCAGCUAGAGACACAAAUGGCCGAACAAGGAAAACGCGACUUUCUGGAUGCUAAUAUUUAUUUAACCCGAGGAUGGGAUCAAAACCAGGCGAAGAACAUAAUGCUCCAAGAAGAAGAUGUUUACGACGCAGUUACAGGAUUGCACCAGAAAACAAACUAUGGACGACCAAACUGGGAUGCAAUAUUUAAAGGCAUUGCUGAUGCUAACCCAAACACAAGCAUUGGGGUAUUCUUCUGUGGUCCAAAGGUUCUCUCCACCACACUUCAUAAGAUGUCUAACAAAUACACCAAUAUAGAAGAGGGUGGGGCAAAGUUCUUUUAUAAUAAAGAAAACUUUUAAGCCAAGGAGAAUGUGUAUGAUAAGGACACAAUAAAAGCAUAUUAGGCCAAAAAGAAUUGUUUCUGGUCAUCAUUUUUACAAAAAAACAAUCAGGUUUAUUCAAAAUGUUCAUUUUUAAACCCAAGUCAACUCUUCAUUUGGUUCAUGUAGAAUGCAUACUAAAUUAUUAGAAGCUUGUGAAAGAAAGAAUUAGCAUAACUUUUCACUAUAUGGACCCUCAGAAGGGUGUCAUUAUUUAUUGUAAUUUUUGAUAAGAAACAAGACUUUUUCCCGGCCUAUAACCAUGAGCACGUGUAUCAACAUGAAAACGAAUCUGAAAGCCUUAUUUAGGUUGGUUGCCUGAGUUUCAUUGAAAUGGUAUUCUUUUGUUAAUAAUGUUUGUAAUUAAUACUCAUUAUGUGUACAUAGAUGUACUUUAUUAUUAUGUAGUUUAGCAUUGUUGUUUUGUUCUGUCACCACCAAAAAGUGGUGAC
Owenia fusiformis is the source of this 2315-nucleotide messenger RNA. Lineage: Eukaryota; Metazoa; Annelida; Polychaeta; Sabellida; Oweniidae. The record is from the annotation of a GenBank genome assembly.